Candoia aspera is the source of this 6209-nucleotide messenger RNA. It is a transcript of the gene MRTFA, whose product is annotated as myocardin related transcription factor A. The record is from RefSeq and is a predicted model, not a curated record. Bases 461 to 3640 code for a protein of 1059 amino acids. Gene Ontology annotation, biological process: smooth muscle cell differentiation; positive regulation of transcription by RNA polymerase II. Lineage: Eukaryota; Metazoa; Chordata; Lepidosauria; Squamata; Candoiidae. Gene Ontology annotation, cellular component: nucleus. Gene Ontology annotation, molecular function: transcription coactivator activity. The transcript is spliced from 16 exons.
CGUGGCGGUGAGGAGUCGAGCCGGCGGCAACGGUGGUGCUGCUGAGAGCCGGCUCUUUGCGUCCUCAGACAACUUUUUCGUCGGAGGAGGUGUUGGCUUUGGCAGGGAAGGACGGCCGCUAGGAUGUAUUCAUGAUCAGGCUGUCAUCACAAAAGCCAAAGUGGAUUUCUCUGGUGUCCUGUGCCUGCCCCCUUCCGUCGUUGCUGGAAAUGGGCUGGACGGAGGAGGGGUUGGCGAGAAUGAAGAUGAAACGCUCUCGGUCUCUCUUUCGGCUGCACCAAGCCCCCAAAGUGAAGCUGUUGCCAAUGAACUGCAGGAGCUCUCCUUGCAGCCCGAGCUGACUGCAGGCCUCCAUCCUGGCCGGAACCCCAAUCUUCCUCCUCUAAGUGAGAGGAAAAAUGUGCUACAGUUGAAGCUCCAGCAGCGACGAACACGUGAAGAGCUGGUUAGUCAAGGGAUCAUGCCUCCUCUGAAAAGUCCAGCUGCUUUUCAUGAACAGAGAAGGAGUUUGGAACGGGCCAGGACAGAGGAUUAUUUGAAACGGAAGAUCCGGUCUCGACCAGAGAGGUCAGAGUUGGUGAGGAUGCACAUUCUAGAAGAGACCUCUGCUGAACCUUCUCUUCAGGCCAAGCAGUUGAAAUUGAAGCGGGCUAGACUGGCUGAUGAUCUCAAUGAGAAGAUUGCCCAGAGACCGGGCCCCAUGGAAUUGGUAGAGAAAAACAUUCUGCCUGUAGAAUCUAGCUUGAAGGAAGCUCUCAUUGUAGGUCAAGUGAACUAUCCUAAGGUAGCAGAUAAUUCCUCCUUCGAUGAGGACAGCAGUGAUGCCCUGUCUCCAGAACAACCAGCUAGCCAUGAAUCCCAGGGAUCUGUGCCAUCCCCAAUGGAAGCUCAAAUUAGUGAUUCACUUCCUACCCCCACAGUGGCAUCCCCUGCUCAGAUUGUGUGCCAGUUAAAAAUCAGUGCAGACUGUACUGAGACAACUUAUGUGUCUGAACAGCCACCAGCCCUCUUGCCACAGCCACCACCUCCAGUGCCUCUGAAUCUCACUAAUGGAAUUGCUCCUCCUGCUGCCAAACCUCUUCCAACCCUCAUAAAGCAAAGCCAGCCAAAACCUUCAUGUGAGAAGUCCCAGCGUAGCAAAAAAUCCAAGGAGCCGAAACCAAAAGUCAAGAAGCUGAAAUAUCACCAAUAUAUUCCACCGGACCAAAAACAGGAUAAAGGAGCUCCUCCCAUGGAUUCAUCUUAUGCCAAAAUCCUGCAACAACAGCAGCUCUUUUUGCAGCUCCAGAUCCUUAAUCAGCAGCAGCAACAGCACUACAACUAUCAAACCAUCCUACCAGCUCCACCAAAGCCUCUAGGAGAACAGAAUGGCAACAGUACCCCAGCCCUGCGUAGUCUUUCCACUGCUGCCAGCAACGCCUCUUCUCUCUCUCCUGGUUCCAAUGGGCUGCUGCGGCAAAAUAGCAGUUCUCCAGUAGGCAAACCUGGGGCUCUCCCUACUAAUCUUGAUGACAUGAAGGUGGCAGAGCUAAAGCAAGAGUUGAAGUUAAGGGCAUUGCCUGUUUCUGGUACCAAGACAGAUCUAAUUGAGCGGCUCAAGGCUUAUCAAGAGCAGAAUGGUACAACCAGCCGAGUAAUCGCUGCUCCAAAGCCUAACACAGCAAUUCUCCCGAAAACUACUGAAGUGGUGGUAGCUUUCCCAGCUGCUCGGCUGAGCACAGGGCCUGCGCUUGUCAGUACAGGCCUUACUUCAGCAGAGGUUGUUGUAGCCACUGUCACUGGCAAUGGUGUCAUGAAGUUUGGGAGCACAGGCUCAACUCCUCCUGUGUCACCCACCCCCUCUGAACGCUCUCUGAUAAGUGCUGGAGAUGAGAAUUCAACCAGUGGAGAUACCUUUGGGGAGAUGGUGUCUUCUCCCCUGACUCAGCUUACUCUGCAAGCAUCACCAGUCCAAUUUUUGGUAAAAGAGGAGAGUUCCAAAGGUAAUACUUGUAGUACCACAAAUGCAGGGUCAAGGGCAGAGUCCAGCAUAAUCAGUAGCAACAACAACAGAGACAUGGAGGUCCAGGAUAAAGACCAGAUGCUGCAGGAGAAAGAUAAGCAAAUUGAGGAACUCACCCGGAUGUUAAAACAGAAGCAGCAGCUGGUAGAGAUGCUGAAGCUGCAGCUGGAGAAAGAAAAGAGAUCUCAGCAACCACUGUCAGCUAUGGUUGUUGGAGAAGAAAACAGAGCUACCAUCUGUGAGCCAUCUAUUUUUGGUACCCCUGUCAAGAAUGAAAAGGGCUUUGCCAGUUGCCAAUCUGUGGAGCAGCACAACUGCCAAAUUGACCAAUUAAGACCCAAACAGACCACCAGCCAAAUGGACACGUCAGAUACAAAUUUAGUGCCAAAGAAAGCAGUGAUGGUGAAGCAGGAGGUGCUAGCUGCUGAAACUGAACCACCAUGUCAGACCUCAUGUUUCUUCCUUGGACAGCAAGGUGGAGGCUUCAGUGAUUUCAUCAAGGGAGCUUCCCCUCCUACCCUCAUCACAGAUUCCACAGGCACUCACAUAGUCCUCACUGUGACCAAUCAGAAUGCUGAAAGGCAGGGUCUCUCACCUCAGGAGAAAGGGGGAAGCAACUCAUUGCCAUUGAAAAAAAUGUCAUCUCCACCUACAAAAGCACCCAACAAGCCACCUGUAAACAACUCUCCAUCUUCUCCUGAAGCACCACCAAAGGAGUCCACCCAGAAGUGUCAGAAGUCAAGUCUGCAAAUGGUCACUGGACAGUUGCCACAAACAAUCUUGUCUUUUUCUGCACCUCCCAACUUGCAGCCUUUCUUCCUGAAUGGCUUCCACAAAACACCGCUGAAUGCCAGAGUUCUUGACAAAACUGGCCAGUCCAGUGAAACAAAAAAGCUUCUCUCACCACCAAGCUCUCCAGCAUCUCCUUCUCAACCCCAUAUGGACCUUGAGCAGCAGAAGCAGAGCCCAUCCUUCUUUGCUCCUUUGCCACCGCUGCCUCUCCCUGCCACUUCAGUGGUGAUGAAAGAACCACCAGGCUAUGCUGAGGCUGUGAAACAGCAACCAAAGUCCUCUGAGGAGAGUGGCUGCUCAAGUCAGCAAAUGGAUGAUUUGUUUGAUAUUUUAAUAGAACAUGGAGAGAUUUCAGCUCAAUUCAAAGAGCAGACUUCUCCAGCAAGGAAAGACCCCACUGUUUCCCCAGGAUGCCCUUCUCCAUCCAGCAGUCAUCAUUCCUCAGAGCUCCCUCUGCAGGCCCCUGUGAGCCACACAAGCUCUGUUAAUCCACCAGGCAGAUUGGAAGACUUCCUAGAGAGUACUACUGGCCUCUCUUUGUUGACAGCAGUCCCUGAUGGAACUGAGCCCCUAAUUGAUCUCUACAGUGAGAUGCUAAGCAGUUCAGCUAUCCUGGACCAUCCCUCAUCACCUAUGGACACAUCAGAAUUGCACUUUGCCCCUGAGCCUGCUGGGGGAUCAGGUUUGGACUUGGCAGAACCCAACUUGGACAGCAUGGAUUGGUUGGAGCUGUCAGGAGGGCCAGUGAUGAGCCUUACACCCCUCAGUACUGCAACCCCUAGCCUCUUCUCUACCGAUUUCCUUGAUGGACAUGAUUUGCAGCUGCACUGGGAUUCUUGCUUAUAACUUUUUGACCAAGCAGACUGAAGGGAGUACAGGUGGGUGUAGGAGAUGAGCAAGAACUUAAGUAAAAAUUGCAUCUAAUGAACCUUCCUCCCCCCCCCACCCCCAUUUUGACCAGUUUUUGUAAAGCUAGAGCCAAGGGCAAAGCACCCAUGAUGUCUUCUGAAUGAAAAUUCAAUCUCAGGAAAGCUUCCACCUUUUCCAGUGGUUAGUUGAAAUGUGACCCUUUCCUCAAAUGUUUAGUAAUUGCAUCAGAGUUGUAUCAGUAACUGCAAGUAUUUCAACAUAAGCAACUUCGCAGAAGGUGGGAACAGUUCUAGGCAAAGAAUCCAGAAAAAUUCAUUGGCAAACAGUCCUCCCUGCUGGAGCUGAGUCUACCUAGUUAGAAAGCAUUAAAAAAAAUGGAAAAGGUUAAUUUGUCCAUAUUGUAAAGAUUUUCACUUAGAAUAUGACUCAUCUGGGAAAGGAAGUGGGGGAUUAGGAUGAAUUCAUACUGGAAGAGUUUACUUACUAUCAAUUCUGAGGGUUAUAAUCUAGUUUAAAAAACUUUUUCUUGCUAAUGCUGUAGUAUAUGAGCUUACUGCCUAGUAAGAAAGCUAAAUCCAAGUUAUAUACCAUUGCUUAGAGAACAGCUCUUGCUGUUUAGCAUUGUUCUGGAUUGCCCCAAAUGUAAAAUGAACAGAGGGCCAAUUACCCUGGCUCUGGUAUCUUACCAGCUAGAAUUUGCCACGAAUCAAAGCAUUUGUAUGAGGGUUGAUAUUUGUAUCUUCCUGCAGUUCCUUUACAAAUUCUUCUGAUGGUUCUGGCUAUGGAACAUAAUUGCCCAGAGCUUGCUGUUGUGAAGAACUGGAGUUCUGAACUGACUGGUUGGCAACCUAACAUCUGCAGUAUUUGAGCUGCACUGCCCUGCUCUUCCUAGAGAAUAUACUAUUCAGAGUUAGCCCUCCUCCCCAUGAUUUUUGCACACAAAGUGCAGCUUUCUCUGUACUGGCAACUGGGUUCAUAGGGAAGUAGUCUCUGCUGUACAUCACUGGACAUAAGCAGUUGUGGUGGUACCUCUCUUUGCAUAGCUUAGCUGAUGUCAACUCUUCACAAGUUUCAAUCAAUAAGAACCUCAAAGAACAUGCACAUCAACUUCCUUCCAAAAAGGAGAUCAUUUGGUAUGGAGAUGCAUGUGCUAUUACACAGAGGAAACGUAACGUAGCCAUAAUCCCUGCUACUGUCAAAUGUGGAUAUAAGUCCCACUCUUUCCUCUUGAAACUUGGCUUUAUUUUUUAAUCUAGUAAACUUGUACAUAGCUCUGUAAAACUCUUUUAGAAGGCUGAUGAAAUUAAUCCGCUCCUUAGAAGGUGAUGCUUCCCUUUAGCUUCUCCUAUUUGUAAAACUGUUGCAGAAGAACUGUUUUAGGCUGGGUGUUGGGACAGGACCUUGUCCUUGAACUACCAGUUUAACCUUUUUGCACACACCACUCAAAGUAAAUAUUAUUAGUCCAUCUUCCUUUCUAUAGAUAAGAAUGUAUAACUCAUGGGCAUGGGCUUCCUCCCCACCAGGUAAGGGAGACUUCUCUGGUUUUAUAGAAUUCCAAAAACUCCUUACUUCUGAUUUUCAGUUUAUACAGUCUGUAUCAUCCUAAUACCCCUUUAUGAUGAAUACCCUGAUCUUGAAGAAUUAGUUGCGGUUAUGUGACUAGCCAAUGUCCUGGAAUAGCUAACUGCAAGUGAAGCUGAUUUCUGUAAAAUUCUUUCUUCUGCAGGAAUCAGGUUGUUAGAAUUGCUGAAUGUAGUCAUCUUUUAUAUUCUGCGGGACAUGCAACUAAUCAUAUAGAUUAGUGGCUAGUAUGAAAAGAUAGCUAGUUUUUGUAUAGUUUGUAGUAUAAAAUUUGUAUAACAUACAAUUAGGACCACAUCAGUGAGAGGGAGCACUUAGUUCCAUAUGAGCAUCUUGCAUCUUCCCUCAUGCCGAGAACAGUGAACAAGCUUUGUGUGUGCCUUGUUCACUGGCCAAGGCAGAGAAACUAUCAAACAAGAGGACUUUAUCUCAAAAAGUGCUAUGACAACAACUGCCUGUCUCUGAAAGAAGAAACCAAGCACCAUAAUCAAAUACAAAAAUAAGAUGAAAAGCUUUGACAGAACACUACUAAUGAGCUUAAAAGGCUUUGGGGACAUUACUUGUAACAGAAGGGGGAACUGGGAUUUACAUUAGUGUCCAUUUUUCUCCAGUGUAUAAUGUAGUAUCUGUCAUUUGUCCUCUCUAAAUUCUCCUUUUACCCCAUACAGUAAAUAAGAAUCUGCCUCUAGUCUGAACAUAUGCAUUUUUCUGCUGAUAAUCAUACUUGUGUAACAUGUAUUAGAUCAGCAUGCACAUUUUCUUCCCGUAUCCAUCAGUGAAAAGAAUUAGCAACACCGGGAGGAGCCUUAAGCAGAGCUUUUGGAUUUGACACAGAAUGAACAUGCAACUGGAAAAGGAUAUGGAAUGAGCAAUUGUGGGGGAGGGGUAAAGAAUGGAUAGAUCAAAUUAUUUUUUCAUUUACAGAUAUUUGAAAAAUUCAUUUUAUUAAAAAAUUUGUGUUCUA